Molecule: messenger RNA, 534 nt
Organism: Penicillium soppii
Lineage: Eukaryota; Fungi; Ascomycota; Eurotiomycetes; Eurotiales; Aspergillaceae
Exons: 3
Coding region: 1-534 (177 amino acids)
Source: RefSeq, a predicted model, not a curated record
AUGCCCAUCCUGCAUGCUCUGGCGGAGGUUGCAGUCAUGGAGCUAUUUGCAAACUGGAUCACAGCUCAAUUUAGUGAUAUCCCAAUUGACUUUACUGUCAGACAUGGAUUGGCAGCUAUAUCUAAGGGGGUCGUCCUACAGUACACCCAGAAAAGCUUUGCAAAUCUUCCGGAGCAGUGUGGUGCCAAGGGCUUGGCCACUGAAAUCUUACUUGGUCGAUACAACUUCCCCAAAGCCACCAAGCCAAAUUCAUUAAUUGCAAAGCAUGAGGAAGACUACAUUGCGGAACUGGUAAAGCUCCAGGAGGGCAUCCACGAAAGGACACAGAAGCAAAGCGAUCGCAUGGCAUACGAGGCUGCGGUCAAUAUGGGAAUUGAUUUUGAUUUGCUUGCUCUCUACGAAGCUGGUCUGGUCAAGACCGACUCUAGUUGGUAUGUUGAGCAUCUGGGACUCAAUUGGGCAAGCCGCUUGAACUGGAUUGCACGACAGCGGAUGCUCUUCUUCCACGGUUGGACAAGCUUUUGGAUCGUCUGA